ACGGAAUUUAUGCAGCAUCGUAAAAUUUCGUACUAGUUUACACCCUUUUUUUUCUGGAGGAAGUUACCUGUCGAAUAUGCAUAGUCUGAACCUGAAUGUUGGUCUUAAACAGCACCAGCCCAAGCGUGCCGUAUUUUGAGAGCCUUUUCUACUUUGUAAACGUGGUUUGCACCAAAUUUUCACAGUAUGCGGUUUGCCGACCCAAAGAGCAAGACGCACAAUAGCCCAGCGGCCCGAGCCCAUGUACGGUGAUGAAUCCAUCGCCAGGAUGCAAAAGCCCUUUAAUAACCCUCGACAGAAGCCCCGAGCGGCCGAGCCCCGCGGUAACUCGGCCUCGAUCCCCUCGCAAUGAGCCUGCCGCCUCCGCCGCAGCGCCGCCGCCGUCUGCACGAGCUGGCGCGGCAUCAUCUCCGACGCCGCCUUCGACCGCUGCUACAAAGAGUUCCACGGCGCGCCGCCCGUGCUAGGCUUCUUCCACAACCGCGAACACUACGCCAUCAGGAGAAGCUACGAAAUGGCCUUCGUCUCCGGGCUCCCUUACGAGGUCGAAGUGAAGGUCUGGACCUCCAUCUUCGUCUCCACCGCGUCCUUCUGCCCGCCUGCACGCCGCAAGCGCCGCCAUUGGCACGUCCUGGACUCCCGGCAUGGCCUCGUCCUCUUCUACACCCCCAAAACGCGCCAUGAUUUCCUUGUCUGCGACCUCGUCACCUGCAAGCGAUGGUGGAUUAAUGCCAGCCCAAAGUGCAAGGACAUCAUGUCGGCUGAUUUGGAUGACCAUGACGAGGACGAGAACAGAACCUGGAAUGCCAUGAUGUUCUGCGCCAAGGAAGGAUGCGGCCACCUCGACUGUCAUGGCCUCCCUUUCCAAGUGGUUUUCGUGGGCUCCUAUGAUAAAGAGGGGAUAAUUCUUGCCUCUGUCUACUCAUCGGAGACUGGUGAGUGGAGCGGCACGAACUCCAUUGCGCAACCGGAGACCAUCGACAAGAGGGGGCACAGUGCCCUUGUGGGAAAUAAUGUCUAUUUCCCCUGUGAGGAGCGCAACAGAAUCGUGAAUUACGACAUGGCUGAGCAAGAACUAUCGGUGAUUGACGCGCCAUCUGAGUAUCAGUCGGACAUUGUCCUCAUGGGGGCAGAGGAUGGCAUGCUGCUGUUCACGACCGUGCAGAACUCUAAACUCUGCCUAUUGUCAAUGGAGGCUGGCCCGAACAGAGCUGAGGGAUGGGCGCGAAGCAGGGUUAUUGAGCUCAAACCGUUGCUCCCUCUUCGUGCUCUCCGGGAGGACAUUUCGGUGGUUGGUUUUGCGGAAGGUGUUGGUGUCAUCUUCCUGAGGACAGUGGCCGGGUUGUUCAAAAUCGAGCUCACUGCAGGUCGAAGCAAGAAGGUACAUGAAGGGACAUCCUUCGACAAAGUCAUGCCCUACACGAGAUUCUACACUGGAGAACGGGGCGCCGCACCGAUUGAGAAGCUUCAUGCCCAUUUGUUUGGUGCUACAACGGUAUGAUCAAAUGGUGCCAAAAUGAUGGAUGGAUUGUAAGAAUUUGAACUGAACUUCUGCUUGGUGUGUUGGUACC
Messenger RNA from Brachypodium distachyon (stiff brome), 1571 nucleotides. RefSeq lists its product as uncharacterized. The transcript has 2 exons. The coding region runs from base 515 to 1501 and encodes 328 amino acids. The record is from RefSeq and is a predicted model, not a curated record. Lineage: Eukaryota; Viridiplantae; Streptophyta; Magnoliopsida; Poales; Poaceae.